UCCAAUGAUAAACAACCGUGGAACACGGCACUUGCAGUGUAAAAGUUUUUUAUUUUGUGAAAAUAUUCAGUUUUUAAUAGUUUAAUAACAGUAGAUUCCCAUAUUUCAGCAUGGACCCAAUGGAAUCAAGCUGCAACGCCAUAAUCAAGCAGGAGCUCAUAAUUGACGACGAUCUGGAACUGCACGACUACGAGCACUUGCUGCAGGAAUUUUACUACGACCAGCCCGCCGAUGAGAACCAGAGCGAUACAGUCGGCGAUGCCAGCGAGUUUCAGGUUGAGGUCGAAGUUCCUGUCCCGGAGGAGGCGGAGGCUGUUCCGUGGCCCGUGGAAGAGCCCUCGGGUCGCGACCAUGGACGACUCACGGCGAUUCCGAUGCAUCGUGACGAGCACGGCUUGUUUAACUGCGCCGAGUGUGGGAAAUCGUACGAGAAGGAAAAUACCUACUUUUGGCACGUUCGGAGACAUUUAAAUAAGAAGAAUGAAAGGUUUUUCUGCCAACCGUGUGCGAGGUCUUAUACUACAAAAUACCAUUUACUCCAACAUUACACAAAUAUCCAUGGCAUGGCUUUCGAUGCUUCUUCACAAAUGGUAGUUCAGGUCGAAUCAAACCAAGUUCCUUCAGCUUUAGAAAGCAACCAGCAGAAAGAUGACCAGCUGGAAGGCGAUAGUUUCGACUUCCUUCUGGAAACCUUCGACGAAGAAGUGGCCAACCCGAGUUCCGUGAUCGUGAAGGAAGAGUAUGUAUUUGAGGACGGCAACCAAGCUGACGACUACGAGACAUCCCUGGUUGAUGUCUUGCACAGUUCGACGGAGAUCAGGCCCGCGAUGGCUUCAAAGAAGAGUUCCCGAACCACGGGGCCUGCUAGAGUGCGACCUUACUAUGCCCAACAAUGUCCGGUAUGUAAGAAUUGGUAUCACACCGCGGCGGGUUUGCAGAGGCAUCUGCAGCGGCAUCAUGGCAUGCAAGAGAAUGAAAUCUUGCCAACGGUGGAUAUUGAUACGGCUCUGAGCUGCGCCAUAUGCGACAAACACUUUGCCUCACCCCAGCAAUACAAACUUCAUAAAAAACGACACGCUAAAAUUGAUUCAGGAAACUUCAAGUGCACUUACUGCUCGAAGAUCCUCGGUUCGAACCAAAAGCUAAAAUCUCACGAAAUGCGGAAGCAUCGAACGAUCCCGUCCAAAAGUGUCCUGAAAAGCGAAAUGAACCCAAUUGAUCAGCCAAAACCAUGCACGAUCAUUCUGGAAGACAUACACCGCCAACAGGACGUCAAAGAAAGCCCAAAAAAGACCCAACGCAAGCAAAAAUCGCCAGCUUUUCGUCACUGGAAGGGGCGACCCAAAGGAUCUCGCCAAUGUCCGGUGUGCAAGCAGUGGUUCCUUACGCAGGAUGAUCUGCGAGUUCACUUCCCGGUUCAUAACCAGCGCAGCAAGCACGUUGAAACCAAAAUGGAGUACAAUCAAGAUCGGCCGAAUCCAGUUGAAAUUAUGCCAGCUGACCAUCAAUUAGAUCCGGAACUUAGCAAGCCGCUUGAAAUGAAAUCGGAACCGAUUCUGAACGUACGUAGAAAGGCUGGACGUCCCAAAGGAUCGCGGAACUCUUCGAGCUUGCCCAAGGUGAAGUCAGAGCCGAGUCUGCACGAGCGUGGAAACGGUAUCAGACAGUUGCGAAAACGAGUGUCGAAUCCACCUGAUUUGAAAUCAGAACCAACCUUGCACGAGCGUCCAAAACCGAUCGAAAUAAAACCGGAACCGUUCCAACUCGUACGCAGAAAGGCUGGCCGACCCAAAGGAUCUCGGAAUGGUUCUCGGCUGAUUGUUAUAAAGGAGGAACCACAGCUGCACGUGCGUAGGAAGGUGGGACGUCCCAAAAAAGUCGAAAACGUUGCAAAGGUAAAUGGACUAAAACAGGAGGAACGGUUGGGUCAGCUUCGUAGAAAGGUUGGAAGACCAAACAAAAAAUCGUUCACGUACUGCGCACGAUGUUCCAAACAUUUUACCUCGUAUGCCAGCUUUAAGGCCCAUAAAAGCCGGCAUCGAAAUGUUGACCAGCGCCGGUUUUGGUGCAUUCCGUGUGAAAAGGGAUUUGCCUCGAUGAAUGAAAAAGUUUCCCACGAACAACGCGGUCACAAGCACAAGGUUGGCAGUCCUGGCACAGUCCAACCGUUGAAACCCCUGACUCGCAAGCCUGCGAACGAGCAUAAGGCUAGUUUCGGCGGUGAGGAGCGCAAACGCAAAGUUGGACGCCCCAAAGUAUGCCGGAAAUGUCCGCUGUGCAAGAUUUGGAUCCGGUCUACGGUUUUGUUCAAGGAGCAUGUUCGAGAACAUAUCCAGGGCUAGAGGUUGGGGUGCAAUGAGAUACGGAAUAAAACUGCCGGUGGCUGGAGUGUUUUAAAACGAGCCAUCUUUGUGAUAAAAUAAAACGAAGUUGAAUUAAACACGA
This is a messenger RNA of Culex quinquefasciatus (southern house mosquito), 2445 nucleotides long. RefSeq names its product zinc finger protein 709. The record is from RefSeq and is a predicted model, not a curated record. Lineage: Eukaryota; Metazoa; Arthropoda; Insecta; Diptera; Culicidae. Gene Ontology annotation, cellular component: chromosome. The transcript has 13 exons. The coding region runs from base 111 to 2342 and encodes 743 amino acids. Gene Ontology annotation, biological process: regulation of transcription by RNA polymerase II. Gene Ontology annotation, molecular function: chromatin insulator sequence binding.